Messenger RNA from Oncorhynchus kisutch (coho salmon), 7269 nucleotides. RefSeq names its product histone deacetylase complex subunit SAP130. The transcript is spliced from 21 exons. The record is from RefSeq and is a predicted model, not a curated record. Gene Ontology annotation, biological process: negative regulation of transcription by RNA polymerase II. Bases 132 to 3542 code for a protein of 1136 amino acids. Lineage: Eukaryota; Metazoa; Chordata; Actinopteri; Salmoniformes; Salmonidae. Gene Ontology annotation, cellular component: Sin3-type complex.
AUUCCCUCCGAUGAUUGGACGAAAAAAAAAUAAUUGUGAGCUUCUCUUCGUUCUUCCGGUUAUGUAUGUUGUUGAAAAGAAAAGACGAAUGCCUGGAGAAAACAAAACACUACGAAUACGGAUAGUGAAAGAUGAGUUCUCAGCCAUUUUCUACAGCUGGAAAGCCUGCUCAGAGUAAUCCUGGUGGAAAGCCGGUCUCCAUCAAUCAGUCAUCCAAACAGCCAGCAGGACCAGGUGAGGACAGUAGUGGUGAUGUGGACCACCAUGGUCCCAAGGACCAUCCAGCCAGCAGCAGGGGAAGAGAAGAAGAAGCCCUGUCGUUCAGAGAAGACAAGCAGGAGACUGGAGUGGUCAGACCCUACCCCCAGGUCCCGGUUCAGACCCACAGCCUGCAGUCCCCGGUCCCAGCUCUGUCCCAGCAGGUGCCCAACAAGACAGGUACACCUGGUCAACCUGUCACCGUCCUCAACCCUCCUGUCCAACUACUGCAGGCCCAGCCUGCUGUCCUCGUCGACGGGCAAAUGAAGGCUGCCCUGAAAUCGCUGGUACCCAGUCGUCUCAUCGCCCCAGCUCCAGCCUCCAGCCAGGGCCAGGGGGGUCACAUCCCUCUCCCUCUGCCUCCCAAGGUGCAGCCUGCCCUGCUUGGCCACAUCACUGUCACCCUGGAGAGCCACAUCGCUCCCACCUCCUCCAUCCCAGUGGCAACCAUCAGUGGACAACAGGGCCACUCCAGUAAUCGGCAUCACCUCGUGCCAGCUAAUAUCCAGAUAAUUAGGUCUCCUUCUGUUCCUCAACACACAUUCACCUCUCACCUACCAAGAGGGGCGGUGGCUGCAGCAGUGAUGUCCAGCUGUAAAGGGCCUGCUGUUCUCAGACCAGCAUCAGGGGCCAGUGCAGGCCCCGUUCAGCACACUGUACAUCACGUCAACCACCAGUCUAACCAGUCCCGUUCCCCUGUCACCAGCUCUACAGCAGUGGUCCCCAUCUCAGCCACCCGGAACCAGUCCCCUGUCAUCAACCCAACGUUCACCCAGUCUGCAGAGGUGCUGCAUGGGCAUCCAGGGCUGACCAUCCACCCUCCUCCUGCCACCAUCAGUAUCCAACGUCCCCAGGGGGCCAGGGACACAGCCACGCGCAUCACCCUGCCCUCCCACCCUGCUAUAGGGGGGCAGAAACCCCAGCCCCCCCACACCAUGACACAGAAAUCCAUCUUCUGUUCUGGGACUCCGGUUGCUGCUGCAACGGUGGCACCUAUUCUAACCACCACCACCACUACUGGCCCAGGCACCACCACUACAGGCACUGCGCCACACACCCAGAUGACCAGCAGUACUAUCGUCACCAUGACGAUGCCCACACACUCCUCCCACGCCACAGCACUGACCACCUCUACCAUCCCAGUUGCUAAAGUGGUACCUCAGCCCAUAGCCCACACCUCCCCCCGUGUCCAGUCAGACUACCUUGGAGAGAGGACCAACCUGAUCCAGCCUAUAGCCCACACCUCCCCCCAUGUCCAAUCAGACUACCAGCCCAUAGCCCACACCUCCCCCCGUGUCCAAUCAGACUACCAGCCCAUAGCCCACGCCUCCCCCCGUGUCCAAUCAGACUACCAGCCCAUAGCCCACACCUCCCCCCGUGUCCAAUCAGACUACCCUGUAGAGAGGACCAACUUGAUCUCCAUCUCUGGCAACCGCUCCUCUCCUAACCCUGUCACCAUCGAGGCCAGGAGUGACAGGCCGCCUGUACCAGUGCACUUCCAGUACUUCCUGCCUACUUUUUCCUCUUCUCCUUACCCCCGGACACACACCUACACCCCCAUCACCAGCUCCGUGUCCACCAUCAGACAGUACCCAGUGACGCCCCAGACCCCGAGCUCUGCUCUGCCCAGCCAGCCUGCUGUGGCCGUGGCCACUACCGUUCACCUCAACCCCAUGCAGCUGAUGGCCGUGGACAGGAUUGGUCUACAGUCUGCACAAAUCAGCACCCAGGGAAUCCAGCCUCAACCAAUUGGAGCCCAGGGCAUCCAGCCUGCACCAAUGGGAGUGCAGGGGUUACAUAGCUCCGGUCCAAUCGGCAUACAGGGGAUUCAGCAGGCACCAAUCGCAGGGCAGCAGCCUGAGACCAAACCAUCUGGGAUGGUAUUGGCUGACGGCAGUACGUUUGUAGCUGCUCCUAUGGGCAGCCCGUUUGGCGCCGCACAGCCCGUUGCUACCAUGGUACAGACACACCCCCAGGGCGGAGUAGGAGGCGGAGGGCCCACUUUGGUCUCUUCCCCUCGACCCAGCAUCCUCCGCAAGAAGCCAGCCAAUGAGGGGUGUGGUGUUGGUAUGAAUCUGAUCCCGGCAGGGCCUGGUGAGGCUAACAGCAGCAGAGUGGAGGGAGGAGUGAGAGGAGCUGGACCACCUAGACCUGCAGGAGUGAAGCCUAAAGCAGAGGGUCACAUGACCAUGGUGGCUCCUCCAGUCCUAGUCAUGGCUGCAGUGGAGUCUCUACCCUCCCAGGGAGGAGUGGCGCAGCAGGCGGUCUCCUCCCCAGCCCAGGCUAUCCCCUCCAACCUGCUGGCCCCCCGUGGUCCUCCACCCCCCUCCCAGCCCAGCUCCAAUACCCACCUCUCUGCCCUGUCGGCCGCCAUGGCCGUGACACCCCCUGGCCCCGCCUCCAUGGCCAAUACUGUCGCCUCCCCCACCCAGCCCGCAGCCAGUAGCACGGCAGCAUGCAGCGGAGGUUCCGCCCACACAGAGGUCAAAAUCAAGCAGGAGGCGGAGUCUAUGGAGAUGUAUCAACCAGUGCCCCAGCCCUCGGCAAACUCAGGCCUCAUCACCCAGCCCCUCCAGGCCGGGUCCCCCCACAGAACCCCCUCCUCAGGGGACCUGGUUCCUGGUGCCUCCCCCAGGAAGAAGCCCCGCAAGCAGCAGCACGUCAUUUCCACAGAAGAGACUGAAAUGGUGGAGACCAACAGUACAGAUGAGGACAGGGCUAUGGGCCACAGGCCCCUGGGCAGCAGGGCUAAGAGGAGAGAGUCCCCUCCCAGAGAGUAUGUGGAUGAGGAAGGGGUUCGUUACGUUCCUGUCAGGCCGCGCACACCUGUCACUCUGCUGCGUCACUAUAGGAACCCCUGGAAGGCAGCCUAUCACCACUUCCAGAGGUACAGCGACAUCCGGAUCAAAGAGGAGAAGGAGUCGUUACAGGAAGUGGCCAAUCAGAGAGGAGUAGCACGGCGAGCUCAGGGAUGGAAGAUGCACUUGUGUGUUGCUCAGCUCAUGCAGUUGUCAAACCUGGAGCAUGAUGUGUAUAGCAGACUGACUUCCCUUCAGGAGGGGCUAAUCCCUAAGAAGAGGGCCGGGGUCGACGACGAGCUGCACCGCAUUAACGAGCUCAUACAGGGUAACAUGCAGCGCUGUAAGCUAGUGAUGGACCAGGUUACAGAGGCCCGGGACACUAUGAUGAAGGUUCUGGACCACAAAGACAAGGUCCUGAAGCUGCUCAACCAGAACGGAGCUGUCAAAAAGUCGAACAAACUGAAACGUAAGGAUCGGACCUAGCCUGGGCUUCCUGUUCCGUCACCAACGUCAUGGAUCUGUUGGUUACAGCGAUGUGUUUUAAAACGGUUUUGCAACGGAAGAAGAAAAUGUAAACGUUUCUCAGUGGAUAAGUCAAGGGGGUAUUCCCUCCCUGUUUUGUGUUUGUUUUGUUGUUGCUGCUUACGUGCCUAAUGAACACGACCCACCUCUGCCCUGCCCGAACGGGAGGACAGGGUGGAAGAGCUGCUGGGAGCUAGAGGUGGAACUGUUGGUACUAUGACAGCUACUCACCCACACCCUCUUAUCUCUGUCUGAGCACAGAAGCUGGGUGGACAACAUAAUAACUAGAACCCUCCUGUUGCUUCAGUCAGAGCUCACUGUCUGGAGGGAAUCCCUCUAGGAAUAUGUUCUCACUGAAGAAGACUCAACACUCUGUCUUCCAAAUGGCACCCUAUUCCCUAUAUAGUGCACUACUUUAGACUAGAGCCCUAUGGAACCCUAUAUAGUGCACUACUAUUGACUAGAGCCCUAUGGAACCCUAUAUAGUGCACUACUAUUGACUAGAGCCCUAUGGAACCCUAUAACCCUACGUAGUGCACUACUUUAGACCAGAGCCCUAUGGAACCCUAUAUAGUGCACUACUAUUGACUAGAGCCCUAUGGAACCCUAUACCCUACGUAGUGCACUACUUUAGACCAGAGCCCUAUGGAACCCUAUUCCCUAUAUAUAGUGCACUACUUUAGACCAGAGCCCUAUGGAACCCUAUUCCCUAUAUAUAGUGCACUACUUUUGACCAGAGCCCUAUGGAACCCUAUUCCCUAUAUAUAGUGCACUACUUUUGACUAGAGCCCUAUGGAACCCUAUUCCCUAUAUAUAGUGCACUACUUUAGACCAGAGCACUAUGGAACCAUAUUCCCUAUACACACACUACUUUAGACCAGAGCACUAUGGAUCCCUAUUCCCUAUACACACACUACUUUAGACCAGAGCACUAUGGGACCCUAUUCCCUAUAUAGUGCACUACUAUUGACUAGAGCCCUAUGGAACCCUAUACCCUAUGUAGUGCACUACUUUUGACUAGAGCCCUAUGUGUCCUGAACAAAAGUAGUGCACUACGUAGGGAAUAGGAUGCCAUUUGGAAGACACCACUGCCUGAAGGGCCCCUUCUUUUUUUGUUGAACUUUUUUUUUUACAGAGCUCAGGUCUAUCGGUUCUCCUAUUUUACAGUUUAUUUUGGUAUCAAGUUACUUCUUGUCAAAAAAAAAGCAGAGGUUGAACAGAACCUUAAGCACUUACAAACUUCAAACACGUUGUACGAAUUGGUAACAUCAUCAUAUGAAAGGGGGGAAAAACAAGUCUGUAACACAUCGUAUGUAGUAGAUGACUUUGUUUCAACAAUGUCUCGCUUUGGGGCGUUACUUUCACAACUACUGGCAGAAAUCAAAUCUUUAUGACUCAUCUUUAAAAUAUGCUAUAUUUAUUUACAACUUCCUGUUUUGUUUCCAUUUUCAGCAUUUAUAUUGUCUUACCUGUGUGAUAAACAAUGUGGUGCCAAAUGCCCAUUUUUGUUUCAAUAUUUUGUAUAUUUCUUAUAUUGGAAGAUGGGGCACCCUCAACAGACUUAAUUGUACUGUAUGUGCAGAACUUUAACGAUGAUGAAAAUAUUGGCGGAGUGUUUAUUGUUUUCAGAUAUUUAAUUGAUAAUGAAUGAGACAGUCUGUAUAAUAGAGAGAUUUACAUGCAGAGAUGUUUUGAAAUGGCUGACGAGCAUUGUGGGUAAUGUAUUGAAAUGGCUAAUGAGCAUAGUGGGUAAUGUAUUGAAAUGGCUGACUAGCAUUGUGGGUAAUGUUUUGAAAUGGCUGACGAGCAUUGUGGGUAAUGUUUUGAAAUGUCUGACGAGCAUUGUGGGUAAUGUUUUGAAAUGGCUGACGAGCAUUGUGGGUAAUGUUUUGAAAUGUCUGACUAGCAUUGUGGGUAAUGUUUUGAAAUGGCUGAUGAGCAUUGUGGGUAAUGUUUUGAAAUGGCUGACUAGCAUAGUGGGUAAUGUUUUGAAAUGGCUGACGAGCAUUGUGGGUAAUGUUUUGAAAUGGCUGACGAGCAUAGUGGGUAAUGUUUUGAAAUGGCUGACUAGCAUAGUGGGUAAUGUUUUGAAAUGGCUGACGAGCAUUGUGGGUAAUGUUUUGAAAUGGCUGACUAGCAUAGUGGGUAAUGUUUUGAAAUGGCUGACUAGCAUAGUGGGUAAUGUUUUGAAAUGGCUGACGAGCAUUGUGGGUAAUGUUUUGAAAUGGCUGACGAGCAUUGUGGGUAAUGUAUUGAAAUGGCUAACGAGCAUAGUGGGUAAUGUAUUGAAAUGUCUGACUAGCAUUGUGGGUAAUGUUUUGAAAUGGCUGACGAUCAUUGUGGGUAAUGUUUUGAAAUGGCUGACGAGCAUUGUGGGUAAUGUUUUGAAAUGGCUGACGAGCAUAGUGGGUAAUGUUUUUGAAAUGACUAACGAGCAUAGUGGGUAAUGUUUUGAAAUGGCUGACUAGCAUAGUGGGUAAUGUUUUGAAAUGGCUGACGAGCAUUGUGGGUAAUGUUUUGAAAUGGCUGACGAGCAUAGUGGGUAAUGUUUUGAAAUGGCUGACUAGCAUAGUGGGUAAUGUUUUGAAAUGGCUGACGAGCAUUGUGGGUAAUGUUUUGAAAUGGCUGACGAGCAUAGUGGGUAAUGUUUUGAAAUGGCUGACUAGCAUAGUGGGUAAUGUUUUGAAAUGGCUGACGAGCAUUGUGAGUAAUGUUUUGAAAUGGCUGACGAGCAUUGUGGGUAAUGUAUUGAAAUGGCUAACGAGCAUAGUGGGUAAUGUAUUGAAAUGUCUGACUAGCAUUGUGGGUAAUGUUUUGAAAUGGCUGACGAUCAUUGUGGGUAAUGUUUUGAAAUGGCUGACGAGCAUUGUGGGUAAUGUUUUGAAAUGGCUGACGAGCAUAGUGGGUAAUGUUUUUGAAAUGACUAACGAGCAUAGUGGGUAAUGUUUUGAAAUGGCUGACUAGCAUAGUGGGUAAUGUUUUUGAAAUGGCUAACGAGCAUAGUGGGUAAUGUUUUGAAAUGGCUGACUAGCAUUGUGGGUAAUGUUUUGAAAUGGCUGACGAUCAUUGUGGGUAAUGUUUUGAAAUGGCUGACGAGCAUUGUGGGUAAUGUUUUGAAAUGGCUGACGAGCAUAGUGGGUAAUGUUUUUGAAAUGGCUAACGAGCAUAGUGGGUAAUGUUUUGAAAUGGCUGACUAGCAUAGUGGGUAAUGUUUUUGAAAUGGCUGACUAGCAUAGUGGGUAAUGUUUUGAAAUGGCGGACUAGCAUAGUGGGUAAUGUUUUUGAAAUGGCUAACGAGCAUAGUGGGUAAUGUUUUGAAAUGGCUGACUAGCAUAGUGGGUAAUGUUUUUGAAAUGGCUAACGAGCAUAGUGGGUAAUGUUUAAUGGUGUGAUUGAUGACCGUACAUUAUGCGUUUGGUUUUAGAAGGAAGUAUUGUGUUUGUCGUGUAACUAGAAUGCCAGGAACUGAUUUCUGUUCAAAAUAUAAGACGUUGAAUAUGAAAGUGUUUUACUUUACGUUUUUUUUCCAUUGUCUUUUGAAUUUUUUUUGCUAAUUUUGGGGGGUUUUGUACUUCAUAAAAACAUGUUGUGAUUCUUUUUUCAGAUGCUAUGAUCAGACACUGGGCCUGAAAAUUCAGCUAUUGUACAUGGGGUUCUCUGUUAUUCUAGUAAAACUACUUCAAGGAAA